AAAUAUCCCUUGAGUUCACUCGGCGGGAUUUUAAUGACGGACUAUCAACAAUACGAAGUUACGAACGGUAUGAUCGGUUUACUCAUAUGGAAUGGUUUUCAGUUAAACGAGAGUCUGGACUGGACUGUUAUCUCUCUGGUGCUAUUUUCCUAUGAUUUUGCGUGACCAUUUUUAUGUUUUAUUUUUUUGAGAGCAUGCCAGUGUUGUUUAACGCACAUAUAGUAGAGUUAACUUGGUCGGUGUCGGUAAUAAGAUAGAAGCAACUUCUCAGAAGUCCUCGCCCUUCAAAAUCCACAAGGACUGUAUCUUUCGCUGUUGCUGGACUUUAUAGCACACAACCAUGGUGCUGAAGAUCUUCUUUCCCCAGUGCUGCAAUACUGCUGACAGUGGCCUGCUGGUUGGGCACUGGAUCCCAGGUCACAAUUCUGCUGUGGUUCUGGCCGUCGUUCACUACCCGUUCAUACCGGGUCAGGUGAAGAAGUACUUGAGUCAGAUGCAGAGCCAGUCUCAAGUGAAUCUCACCGUCCUGGGUUCCUGGAGUAUGCCCAAAGAAGGUAAAGAAGGAAUGGACAGCUUUCUAAAAGACCUGAGUACUAUCUUUCCACAGAAAUAUUGGCUGCAGUUGAGCCGUGAAAUUGGCAAAACAGGCUUUACCUGCCAGGUGGUCCAGAACGAUGGGAAACUUCUACAGGACCGGGAGGAGAAGAAUGAUGAUGUCAGCAGCGAGGAAGAUAAGAUCAUCUUCGUUCAUUACGACCAGAGGAAGGUUAUGCUGUCCCAGCUUCACCCGGUACAGGAGGUCAGCCAGAAGCCUGACAUUGAGCCUUCAGAGCUGCGCUUGGUCUUCCAGACAGUGGCUCAAAGUCAGCCUCUCUUUUUCCUGGACAAAUAUGAUGACGGGCCUCUCAAACUCACCCACUGGCAGUCUGAAGGCAGAGAGGCUAGUAUUAUUGCAGAGCUUCUAAAACAAGCAUCUGUUCCGGUCUGCAUCUUCCUAACUUGGUUGCUGUCUCUGUGGCACUGGUUUUGCAGCUUCAGGAUUUUACAUAGUCGGCCGGUGCUGUUCAUCUCGAGCAAGCUGUCCAGCUGUGUUCAGUCAGGGUACAGGGCAGUUCAUUUCAAGACUGUUUUCUCCCCCAAAAAAGCUGCUACACACAUUGAUUUUAUGAGAAAAGCAAACAUUUUUGUGUCCUUUCUUGUGGACAUAGCCCUUGGUUUGCUGCUUGUCUCGUGGCUUUAUAGGGAGAAUCGUAUCAGCAAAUUAGCCGAUACUCUGGUACCUGUGGCAGAUCGUGUGGCUAAAGAGCUCCAGGAGCUGUUAGAAUGGCUGAUGGGAGCUCCUGCUGGACUGAAGAUGAACAGAGCUCUCGACCAGGUGCUGGGGAGAUUCUUCCUCUAUCACAUCCAUCUGUGGAUCAGUUACAUCCACCUGAUGUCUCCUUUCAUUGAGGGGAUCCUGUGGUAUGUUGGACUCUCAGCCUGCUUGGGAUUGACCUUUGCUCUUUCCAUACUGUCCGACAUUGUGGCCCUCCUGACUUUUCACAUCUACUGUUUUUAUGUGUAUGGGGCAAGGCUGUACUGUCUGAAGAUCUAUGGUCUUUCCUCCCUGUGGCGACUUUUCAGGGGAAAGAAAUGGAAUGUACUGAGGCAGCGGGUUGACUCGUGCUCAUACGACCUGGACCAGUUGUUCAUUGGCACUUUGCUCUUUACGAUUCUGCUGUUCCUGCUUCCCACCACUGCCCUGUAUUACCUGGUCUUUACCCUGCUCCGGCUGGUAGUGGUGUUGUUUCAGGGUGUGAUUCACCUCAGUGUCGACUUCAUCAACUCCUUCCCCCUGUUUGCCAUUGGCCUACGUAUCUGCAGACCGUACAGGCUGGCAGAGGGGGUUAAAUUCAAGGUGCUUUGUCAGGAGCCAGGAACUCCUCUUCACCUGAUGAUGGAGAUCAACCCAUUAAAGUUCAGCUCUGUACUGCAGUGUUACCGGACACCCACCUAUAGCUGUUACCCUAAGGAUUCCUGGGCCGCAUUGUCCAAGAAACUGUUUGUAGGAGAACUCAUUUACCCCUGGAAGCAGAAGACUACUAAGACAGACUAACUUUUUGGGGAUCUUGCAAGACCCCCUAGAAGUCAGCAGCUAGACAUUUGCACACUGGGAGAAGGUGCUGUGUUGGUCAGACUUCACUGACUUUUAAGAUAGUCUUAAUUAGGUUUUUCAUGGAAAUAAUCCUACAUUGUUGAUUUAAAUAAUAAUCUUUCCUUUUCCAGACACUGACCAGAAUCUUUGAUUGAAACUGUGAUUAUGUUUUGUAUUUAUUCUUCUACUACUUUUGUAUAACAUUGAAGAUGUGCCAUUUUAAAAAUAAAUGUAAUUUUAAGACUAGUCAUUAUAUCAAAACCAUCAUUUCAUCAGGAUCAUUUGAACUGGAAGUAAAACUUUUGACUUCUCUUCAGUUUUUUGCUGUCUCUCAUGAGAUGGAAAGGGAAUGACUUGUAGAAGUUUAUCAAAUUCAUGUGUUUAAAGUUGUAUGAGUCUAAUCCAGCUGAUUUAUGUGAACUGGCUCUCGUGUUGAGUUUAAAUAUAGAUUUGUGUAUUAAAUUAUUUGACCAUGAACCGCGUGUUAUGUCAGUGUUGCCAAAUCAAUGUUGUUUUGUAGCUACUGUUAUUAAUAUAAAUGAUUUAAUAAAAACACUAUUUGUAUAGAUUCUGAUGAUCAUGAUCAAAAUAUACAUUUCUGAUGUUCAUUUUUAAACCCUUAAUUUACCUCAAUAAAGUUUAUUUAAUCAUUUUA
This is a messenger RNA of Rhinichthys klamathensis goyatoka, 2789 nucleotides long. RefSeq names its product phosphatidylinositol glycan anchor biosynthesis, class Q (gene pigq). Gene Ontology annotation, biological process: GPI anchor biosynthetic process. Gene Ontology annotation, cellular component: membrane; endoplasmic reticulum. Bases 341 to 2095 code for a protein of 584 amino acids. The transcript is spliced from 11 exons. The record is from RefSeq and is a predicted model, not a curated record. NCBI's taxonomy places the organism in Eukaryota, Metazoa, Chordata, Actinopteri, Cypriniformes, Leuciscidae.